CGGACCGAGGCGGCCAUGGACCGGUUCGUGUGGACCAGCGGCCUCCUGGAGAUCAACGAGACCUUGGUGAUCCAGCAGCGCGGGGUGCGCAUCUACGACGGCGAGGAGAAGAUCAAAUUUGAUGCUGGAACCCUUCUUCUUAGUACACACAGGCUAAUUUGGAGAGAUCAGAAAAAUCAUGAGUGCUGUAUGGCCAUUCCUCUCUCCCAAAUUGUAUUCAUUGAGGAACAGGCAGCCGGAAUUGGGAAAAGUGCCAAAAUAGUGGUUCAUCUUCAUCCAGCUCCUCCUGGCAAAGAACCUGGUCCAUUCCAGAGUAGCAGGAACUCCUAUGUCAAACUCUCCUUCAAAGAACAUGGCCAGAUUGAGUUCUACAGGCGUUUAUCAGAGGAGAUGACCCAGAGAAGGUGGGAGAAUAUGCCGGUUUCCCAGUCACUACAAACAAGAGGAGGCUCCCAGCCAGGAAGAAUAAGGGCUGUAGGAAUUGUGGGUAUUGAAAGGAAACUGGAAGAAAAGAGGAAAGAAACCGACAAAAACAUUUCUGAGGCCUUUGAAGAUCUCAGCAAGUUAAUGGUCAAGGCUAAGGAAAUGGUGGAGUUAUCAAAAUCAAUUGCUAAUAAGAUUAAAGACAAACAAGGUGACAUCACAGAAGAUGAGACUAUCAGGUUCAAAUCCUAUUUGCUGAGCAUGGGCAUAGCGAACCCAGUGACCAGGGAGACCUACGGCUCGGGCACACAGUACCACAUGCAGCUGGCCAGGCAGCUGGUUGGCAUCCUGCAGGCGCCUUUGGAGGAGCGAGGGGGCAUAAUGUCACUCACCGAGGUGUACUGCUUAGUCAACCGCGCCCGAGGAAUGGAACUGCUCUCACCUGAAGACUUAGUGAAUGCGUGCAAGAUGCUGGACGCACUGAAGCUGCCCCUCAGGCUGCGGGUUUUCGAUAGUGGCGUCAUGGUAAUUGAGCUUCAGUCCCACAAGGAAGAGGAAAUGGUGGCCUCAGCCUUGGAGACGGUUUCAGAAAAAGGAUCACUAACCUCAGAAGAGUUUGCUAAGCUUGUAGGAAUGUCUGUCCUCCUUGCUAAAGAAAGGUUACUUCUUGCAGAGAAGAUGGGCCAUCUUUGCCGAGAUGAUUCUGUGGAAGGCUUGCGGUUUUAUCCAAAUUUAUUUAUGACACAGAGUUAAUGGUUUUGUAUUUGAAAUAUUUCUUGCCCAUCUACUUGUAUCAUGUAGAAGUUAGAUGACAUUGAGCUAAGAGUAAACCCUGAUGAACUGAGAAUUUAAUGGAACAUUGCACCAUUGCACUAUAAAACUUUUCAUUUCCCCCUAAAUAGGAAGCUUAUUAGGGACAAAUAUAGGAAAUUACAGAAAAGUGAAUGCCUAUGUGAAUUUUAAAUCACACUAGAGUUGAAUAAGAUCUUUAGGAGGUCAGCUUGAAAUAUGGAUUUUAAGUUAACCCCGAAAUCUGACCGUUUUGUACAGAAGGGGGGUAAGGAGAAAAAAAUGCAUGCUUUGACAGAUUCAAUCCUGAUUUUGGUGUGACUAAGAUUCAUUGAAUUAUAAAACUGUCUUCUGCAUGUAAUGUUUCCAUUUCAGAGGGUUUUCGUAAAGCAAGCAGUACCUGGAGUAGUAGUUUAAGAACAUUGAAACAGAACAUGGAACCUCUGUGCCUGGAGGUGCCUCCUGCAGGCCUGUGCGGUUAGUCAUCGGCAUGUCUACAACAGACCAAAUAAAGCACCUUAAAAAAAGUGUCUUAAAAAAAGGAAACAUU
Messenger RNA from Sorex fumeus (smoky shrew), 1762 nucleotides. It is a transcript of the gene VPS36, whose product is annotated as vacuolar protein sorting 36 homolog. Gene Ontology annotation, molecular function: ubiquitin binding; phosphatidylinositol-3-phosphate binding. Lineage: Eukaryota; Metazoa; Chordata; Mammalia; Eulipotyphla; Soricidae. Gene Ontology annotation, biological process: protein transport to vacuole involved in ubiquitin-dependent protein catabolic process via the multivesicular body sorting pathway. Gene Ontology annotation, cellular component: ESCRT II complex; late endosome membrane. The record is from RefSeq and is a predicted model, not a curated record. The transcript has 14 exons. Bases 16 to 1176 code for a protein of 386 amino acids.